Molecule: messenger RNA, 3753 nt
Organism: Lynx canadensis (Canada lynx)
Lineage: Eukaryota; Metazoa; Chordata; Mammalia; Carnivora; Felidae
Gene: GSTCD
Product: glutathione S-transferase C-terminal domain containing
Exons: 12
Coding region: 108-1988 (626 amino acids)
Source: RefSeq, a predicted model, not a curated record
CCUGGCUCGCGCGGGGCGGGAAGGCGCAGGCGGCUCGUGUCGCUGACACGCUCACCCUCCGUGCCUGGCCGCGCCUCUGCGACCAGGUGACCCAAUGAAAGAGGAAAAUGAAAGGCAUUAAGAAAAGUCUUACAGAAGAAUAUCUGUACUUGGACUUUUCUCACCAAAUGGAAGGAUGCAUCUUUCCUCUUCAUACAUCUGUAACUUUAUUUUUGUUAUCAUACUGUGACUGCAAAAUCUUCAAAGUUGGCUUAGUCCUCACAAAAGAAAGCACAGAUAUUUCACUAAAAAAUGUAGUACCCCAGGAUGUUGAAAUACAGAUUAUUUCAAAGCAAGAACUUCCAGCAAUAGUCCAGAAUUGCUGUUUACCUGCAGUAGUAGAAAAACCAGACAAUUUCUGUAGAGCAGGACUUGCUGUUGUACUGAGACACAUAAUCCAGAAAUCAUAUGAAGCUGACCCCUCAAAGAAGGAAAUUUUGGAACUUCUGGGUUUUAAGAAGACUUGCUUGAAAGCCUGUGCUGAAGUUAGUCAGUGGACCAGGCUAUGCGAACUCACCAUCCCUUUAGCUAUUGAGAAUUUUCUCAAAGAGUCUUCUGACCAGCACCCAACUAUCCCUGCAGAAAUACUGCAGCUGGAGAGAAAGCUCAGUGAGCCCGUUAGAGUGCAUAAUGAUGACAAACUCCGUCGCCAGAAGCUGAAGCAACAGAAGGCUGCUGGGGUUGGGCCUGCCCAUGCUAAGAGCAAGGUCCUUAGACAAGAAACAUCUGAAGAGUUGGACUCUUCAUCCAAGAGCCUGGAACUGCAAGUGGCAUUCUCAAAACUCGCAGUGUACGAAGAACCAGCUACUACCAACAGGGAGCCUUCUCACAUCAGAAAAGCAAAAGUGUCUGACCUUCCGCCUCUGGAGCAUGUGUUUGCAGAAGGCCUGUACUUCACUCUGGCAGAUAUCGUGCUCUUGCCCUGUAUCCAUCAUUUUUUGGCAAUUAUCUGCAAGAAACUUUCUGAAAAGCUGAUAGAAUUUCCACUGCUGGCUGCUUGGUACCAAAGGAUUCAGGAAGUGCCCAGAGUAAAAACAGCAGCUUCUCAGUGUGGGAUCCAAUUUCUCCAUUUACCAGAGUUGCUGACCACCUUGAAGGAACAAGAUGCAAACUUAAGUGAGGUCCCAGGGGUAGAGGAGCAAAAUGAUGCUUCAUUUUUAGGAGGACCAAGACCCACUAUGACCAAGUUAAUGGAAAAAGGCAUUGAAGUGAUGUUUUCUCCCCACCCUUGCCCUACUUGGACCCUUGAUUGGAAUAGUCUUCCUGCAGCAGUGAGCCCAAAGGAAGGCAAAAUGUCCAGUGAUCGAGCUUUAAGGAAGCAACAGCAGUUAAACAACCUUGUUUAUGUGGUGACAAGUCAGGCCAAACCCGGUGACAGAAUUGUGGAUUUCUGCAGCGGCGGGGGCCAUGUUGGCAUUGUCCUUGCUCACAUGCUGCCAUCAUGCCAGGUUACGUUAAUAGAAAACAAGGAACUAUCAUUAAUUCGUGCUAAGAAGAGAAGUGAUGAACUAGGUUUAAGCAACAUUUGGUUCAUUCAAGCAAAUAUGGAAUAUUUUACAGGGAUGUUUAAUAUUGGGGUGGCAUUGCAUGCUUGUGGAGUGGCAACAGACAUGGUGAUUGAGCACUGCAUCAAAACGCGGGCUGCCUUUGUCACAUGCCCUUGCUGUUACGGUUUCAUUCAGAACACCUCAAAGUUUAAUUUUCCAAAAAGUGAACAAUUCAAGAAAACUUUAUCGUACAAGGAACACAUGAUUCUGUGCAGAUUUGCGGAUCAGACAGCUGUCCAGCUUCCAGCCCAGCGAAGGCUCAUAGGAAAACAGUGCAUGUGCCUGGUGGAUCUGGAUCGAGCAAGAGCUGCAGAAGAACGUGGUUACUCCGUUCAAGUAAUAUCCAUGGAGCCGGAGAGCUGCUCUCCCAAAAAUAACAUGAUCGUGGGAGUCCCCAUUUAGGAGAUAUUCCCAUUUGAUGUUUUGCCAUCCGUUUUCAUGAUGAAAGCCCAGUGGCAUUUAGGAGGUUCUUGGCAUAACUAGAAAACAGCAUUAGCCAUCUUGAACUUAUUGUGCUCAGGAAGGAGAGCAGCAGGAAAAUCAUGGAAGAAAGGCUGCCUGCAAAGCAUCACAAAUGCUCUUGUAAUGUAUGAUUAAAGGACCGCUGGUUUUCAUAGUGAGAAUCCCCUGAAGUCCCAGCUGCCAACAGAAUAAUACUCGGUAGUGGAGGUUCCAUCCCUAGAAUAACAAUUUCCUUCUCAGCUCACAGCUUUUCUGAUCUUGCCAAUGUGAUGUUCAAUUCAAAACAAUGAAUCGAAGCCUUUAUAAUCAUUGCAGCCUUUGUAACCAUUUAGAUAUUCAAAUGGAGGCCACAACUAUACUCAGUGGGGUUUGCUGGUUGGCUGGUUGUAUUUUUAACAACUGGUCUUUUUCUAUAAUUUUAAAAAAUAUCUCAUCAGGCAAUUACAGUAUGGUUAACUUUUUAAGCUAGGGUGAGUUGGAUUUGUAUCUCAUUUCAUACACUUCCUUGGAUAUAUUUCCCAUAAAUUACCAAAUGAGAUCAUCACUGGUUCAAACAUUUUAUAUGAAGAUAUAAAAUAAUUGCAGCAAAUUUCCCAUUAUGGAAACAUGUAACUUGGACAUAAAUUCUAACUAAUCAGUGAACACAUUGAUCGUUUCAAAUUUAUAAAUAAUUAUUGAGGAUCCAUUAUUUUCAAGACCUGGCCUACAUUCUUCUAAGGGUACAAAGAUGAGUUGCAAGAAACAUGAUGCCUUGUCGAUGGAAUAAUCACGGAAAAGAAAAAUUAACGAAUUAGUUAAGUUCUGUAUAUCAUAAUAUAAUGUAUGGUCACAAGAUUUGUUUUCCAGGUAUCAUAUCUUUUAGUUACGUUAUUUUGGUAAGACGUAUUGAAUAUAGAUUGGAGGUGGGAGGAGGGCAGAAUUUGGAAGCUUAUUUGAGUAUUUCUCCCUUCUCACAUUCUCCUAUUCCACUAGCCAAAGUUUUGAAAGACAGAUGGCAUGUCCUUUCUCACAUGCUGUUAAUUAUUUAACUUUUACAUGUCCUAGGUUAUUCCAUCUGAGAUGAGAUUUAUUUCAUUGAUUUUGAUGUUUUCAACCCCUGUAUGACACAUACCAAAAGGAAAAAGAACUCUAACAAACAACUCUUUCCUCAGUGUGGGCUAAAAUGUAGGAAUAAUUUAUUCAGAGGAGGGAGGGAUGAAUUCUUGUUUUCUGAGAUAAAAUUUAAGAAAAGAGUUAAUCAUCAGCCCUGAGUAUUUUAGUCAUUUUUACCUAUAGACACACCAUGCUCUUUUAUCCUGCGCUUUCUUUUUUAAAUGAAGUUAUAAUUUACAGACAAUAAAAUAAUAGAUUUUAAGUGUCUAGUUUGAGAAGUUUUAACAAACUGCCAUGCAACUGCCACCAGAAAUAAGAUAUAGAGUAUUUCCACCAGCCCAGAAAGCUCUCUGACAUCCCUUUCUGUUCAGUUUCACCUACCCCACAGACAACCUCUUUCUGAUUUCUAUCACCCUCUAUUUUUUCUGUCUAUUUUCAUCUUUCAUAUAAAUUAAAUCAUUUAGUAUGUAGUCUUUUGUGUCUGGCUGCUUUUGCCCAACAUGGUAUUUUUUGGGAAAUACCCACAUUGUUAUGUAUAUCAAUAGUUUCUUCUUAUUCUUAAGUAAUACUCUAUUAUAUAAAUUUAUCAGAAUGUAUUUAUUCAUUCUCCUAU